This is a messenger RNA of Sipha flava (yellow sugarcane aphid), 2020 nucleotides long. It is a transcript of the gene Dbct, whose product is annotated as lipoamide acyltransferase component of branched-chain alpha-keto acid dehydrogenase complex, mitochondrial. The record is from RefSeq and is a predicted model, not a curated record. NCBI's taxonomy places the organism in Eukaryota, Metazoa, Arthropoda, Insecta, Hemiptera, Aphididae. Gene Ontology annotation, cellular component: mitochondrion; cytoplasm. Gene Ontology annotation, molecular function: lipoic acid binding; acetyltransferase activity. The coding region runs from base 416 to 1903 and encodes 495 amino acids. The transcript has a single exon.
GCGGUCGAGCGUGCACGGGGCGUGCGGCCGCGCGUCCCGACGGCGAUAACGUGGCGACAUGCGAUCGGCGUGCUCGGGGCCCGCCGCGGUGUACGUGAAACGAAGAGGAACAGGAGAACGAGAAAAAAAAAAAAUAAAUAAAAAUAACGCGGAGUGUUACGCAAGUUCUGGCCGUGCUCGUUGCGUUUCGAUCCACAUCCGCCGACGAACGGCGUUUUCACCGUUGCACCUGUACGAGUUAUCGCAUUUGACCUUGAGUUCAGCUGAUUAACAUGCGCGUGCACGCGUUCCCGGCGGACCCGCGGGCGAUUUGUCAGUCCCCCGUCGUCCGGUGAUGCGCCCGUAACGUCGGUGCACCACAAUCGUACGGCGAACAAAAAAAAAAAGAACGUGCAUUCGCGUUCGCUUUGCGGCCAUGUUACCGGCCGGCGUGUUGGCCGGGCGCGCCGCGAGAUCGCAACGUCGGGACGUGAUCGGCGCGGCCCGCUGGUGGUUCCGUGGCCGGAAAUGCGCCGGCGCGUUCGCCCGUCCACCGGCACCGGACGGCAACGAUCGUCGCCGCUACCACGUCACAUCAUCGUCUUGUGAGCUGCGACUGUGCGCCCGUAACGGCAUCGCCUCCCCCGCGGUCAAGGGCUACUGCAGCAGCAGCAGCGGCGGCGGCGGCCGGAGCAAAAUUCAGCCGUUCUUGUUGGCCGACAUCGGCGAGGGCAUCAAAGAGGUGACCGUCAAGGAGUGGUACGUGAAAGUGGGCGACCGGGUGUCGGAGUUCGACGACAUCUGCGAGGUGGAAAGCGACAAGGCUACCGUGACCAUAACGAGUCGGUACGCGGGUGUCGUGACCAAGGUGUACUGCGAGACGGGUUGUAUGGCCCGGGUGGGCAGUGUUUUGGUGGACAUCGAAGUGGAAGAGGACGGCGAGACGGUGGUCGUGGCUGCGGCGGAAGACGCCGAACAACGAGCUGCGGCCGACGAGUUGGUGGCACCGGAAGCGACGACUGCAAAUUACCAGGCACGUGACAACGAGGGAAAAGUGCUGACCACGCCGGCAGUGCGCAGGAUCGCUGCGGAAAAGGGUAUCGAUUUGACCGCUGUUCGAGGUACCGGGAAACAGGGUCGAGUGCUCAAAGAAGACUUGCUCGGACCCGAGUUGUCUACUCCGGCUCCGGUGGUUGCGGCUGCAGUCGGUAGCCCGCAAACUACUGAAGCAGGAGACCAGGACUUCAUACCGUUGACCGGAUAUUCCAAAAUUAUGCGGAAUACGAUGGAAGCAUCGAAUAAAAUACCGACGAUGGUCAUCACGGACGAGGUGAACCUGACUCGGUUGGUAGAGCUCAAAACGCAGAUGUCUCCGUGGUUGAAGGUGACGAUACUGCCGUUCUUGGUGAAGGCUACCUCGCUCGCGUUGACCCGACAUCCUUUGCUCAACAGCACUCCCAGCCCAGACUUUUCGUCGUACCGGCCGAACAGGUCGCACAACAUUGGAGUGGCCAUCGACACGCCACUGGGUCUGGUCGUGCCCAACAUUAAGAACGUGCAAACGCUCUCGUUGGUGGAUCUGGUCCGCUCAAUGGCCCAACUCCGGACCAAAGCGGAAAACGGAAAACUCACGCCGGCCGAUGUUACCGGUGGUACGUUCACGUUGUCCAACAUGGGCACGAUCAUGGGUUCAACGCUGACGCCAAAGAUCCUGCCGCCCGAGUUGGCCAUCGGCGCGCUGGGUCAGAUGAAGUACCGUCCGCGGUACGACUCGCAGGAGCGGCUGGUACGAACACCCGUCAUGAACGUGUCCUGGGCGGCCGACCACAGGAUCCUGGAUGGCGCCACGGUGGCCAGGUUCUUCAAAGACUGGAAGACGUACGUGGAAAACCCGUCGUUGAUAUUGGCCAACGUAGAACUCUAACCCGAGAAAUGAACGGGAACACUGUGAUCGACGUCGGAGACUAUAAAUGCCCGUAAACGAAUUCGUAUACAUAUUGUUUGUUAUUGUUUUUUUUAAUAUACAUUUUUAUGCGACAAU